AUGGCCGAGCUUGAACGCACAUUGCCAGCUUCAUGGUAUUGCAGCCUUCCGCUCUACCAACUUGAGCGAAGGGCUGUUUUCAAGAAGUCUUGGUAUCUUAUUGGACCUGUGACGAAAUUUCAGAAUCCCGGCGAAAAGGUCGAGUAUGAGGUUGCACAGCAGCCAAUUCUGGCUUUCCGAACCUCUGGUGAUUCCCCCUUGCCCGAGCCAGGCGAAUUCCAAGUGAUUUGUGCAAAAACAGAAAAGCCGCUGCGCUAUCAUAUUACCUCGACCGGCCUCAUAUUCACAACCAUAUCCGACGAAGCACCGAGCUUUCAUGAGUAUUUCCCAGACCUGGAGCCAUUGCUGCAAAGGGUAGAUUUCACCAGACUACCCUACAGGCACAGCAUCAAAUAUGAAGGCCGGUUCAACUGGAAGACCAUGGUCGACGGCUAUCAAGAAUGCCUUCAUUGCCAAUACACCCAUCCAUCGUUCUCCAUUUAUUAUCCCCCGACGUUCUAUACCGUCCACAACCACCAGAACUUUUCGCAGCAUAUCGCAGAUCCUCAGAAACCAGAUGAUGGACUGUUCCUCUAUUUCUUCCCGAACUGUACACUGAACGUGUACGGUGGAGGGAUGUCCUCAUUCCGAGUUUGCCCAACCGAGGAUCCAAACGUCACUCGAAUGGAAUUCGACUACUACCAUAUGGAGUCGGGCGAGAAGUUCGAAGAAUACUUCAAGUUCGUCCGUCAGGUAGCGUUGGAGGACUACGAGCUCUGCGAGAAAGCCCAGGGUAACCUUGGAAAAGGCAUUUACAGUGAAGGGAUCCUGAAUCCGGAGAAAGAGAAUGGUGUCUCGUUCUACCAGGAUCGGGUGUUUGAAUUAAUACGGUGUCCUGGCUUUUCUGACAAGGCCUUGGGUCAAGGACGUUUACUAAAGCUCACCCGAAACUCAUUGAUCGAUCAAAUCGAGCUCGCUAUGGAAGCGUUCAUAUUCCCUGUAGCGCCCAUGUUGCUUGCACUGCUAGCUAGUGUAGCGUUUCUAUAUCGGUUCUGGCCACACUUAUUGAUCCCAAGCGCUGAGCUACUGUAUUCUAAGAAACCUAAAGCCUUUCGAUCAGUCUCUGGAGUUGCGGAGGAAGAAAGUUGUGGAGUGUCCAAAGAGUCGGAUUUCCCACCAGGUUGGUGGUCGAGCAAAGACGUUUUUGAACUUGAAAAGCGCGCGAUCUUUAGCAAGACGUGGCUUUGCAUCUCUCACCGCAGCCGCUUUACGAAGGCUGGUGACUAUCAGUCCUACGAGGUGGCUGGGUUUCCUAUUUUCCUGAUUCUAGGGAAGGAUGGGGAAGUUAGAGCUUUCCACAACGUCUGCCGCCAUAGAGCGUACACCGUCACAAGAAAGGAACACGGGUCUUCUGCGGUGCUUGGCUGUCGAUAUCACGGCUGGAGUUAUAACACUUAUGGCGAGCUUACAAAGGCUCCUCAUUUUGAUGAAAUUCCAGGGUUUGAUAGGUCACAGAACAGCUUGUUUGCUAUUCAUACGGUGACAAAUGAAGCUGGACUUGUGUUCGUUAACCUUGAAGCCAGUCCAACGGUUUCGACCACCGACACUAGUCUCUUAGAUGCUUUUGCUAGAAAGAAUCGGUUAGAUCAUCAGUCAAUAUGGGUAUCAGGGCAGACAAUCGAGGCAGACUUUAACUGGAAAAUGGCUCUCAGGUCGAAGCAAUUGACCACCAUUGUCAGGCUAGAAGAUGCGAUGGGGAAGAAGAACUCCAUACCAUUAGUGGCUAGCAUCCGAGGCUACUUUCAAGUGAAACUGGAGCGCUUUUCAUUCCCUCCUUUCACCUCUUUCCAUCUCAUUAGGGGCACCGGAUGGUGGUGUGCCUUGAGUUUCCUACCAAUAUCUGAGCAGAAAACCGCAGUCCGAUACGACUUGUAUUGCUCUAAGAAUGAGAAUUCCCGAUCCCAGGAAGCUGCAGCUAAGUUAGUCGAUAUAUUGAGAGAGAAAAUACGGGAGCUAGAAGCAAUUACAUUGAUAAACACAAACCGACUGACUGCUGGGAAUUUAGGAAUACUGCAUCUGGGCCCUCAAGCCUUCAUUCCAAUGUGUUGGAAGAAUAUCCUCAACCGUCUUGAAGACCAUGUCAAACUGGAAAAAGCUCAAGGAACCGAAAUCUUCCCAGCUAUGAGAAAGCCAAGAGAGAAUCCUAAGUUCCAGCAAGCGGAGCAACUCUGCAAAGAACUCGACUGUAAGAGUGAGUUGAAACAAAAGGAUCUCGCAUGGUAA
Aspergillus alliaceus is the source of this 2262-nucleotide messenger RNA. RefSeq names its product aromatic ring-hydroxylating oxygenase subunit alpha. NCBI's taxonomy places the organism in Eukaryota, Fungi, Ascomycota, Eurotiomycetes, Eurotiales, Aspergillaceae. The record is from RefSeq and is a predicted model, not a curated record. Gene Ontology annotation, molecular function: 2 iron, 2 sulfur cluster binding; iron ion binding. The transcript is spliced from 11 exons. The coding region runs from base 1 to 2262 and encodes 753 amino acids.